This is a messenger RNA of Carcharodon carcharias (great white shark), 2352 nucleotides long. RefSeq names its product polycystic kidney disease 2-like 1 (gene pkd2l1). Gene Ontology annotation, cellular component: membrane. NCBI's taxonomy places the organism in Eukaryota, Metazoa, Chordata, Chondrichthyes, Lamniformes, Lamnidae. The record is from RefSeq and is a predicted model, not a curated record. The coding region runs from base 1 to 2352 and encodes 783 amino acids. Gene Ontology annotation, biological process: detection of mechanical stimulus; potassium ion transmembrane transport. Gene Ontology annotation, molecular function: sodium channel activity; calcium-activated potassium channel activity; calcium ion binding. The transcript has 15 exons.
AUGAGACCAGCUCGGGAUAACCAGUUGAAGUUACCGAUCCAGGAGGUGCACGAAAUGGAAAGUUUAUCUAAGAGGGCUUGGGAUAAUGCAGCUUUCGAGGCUUCACCGCCGAGCACUCCUUUCAAUGUCCAGACUAUCUACAACCCCAGCUCAUUCCCAAACAAUCCUUAUGGAUGUGAAGAGCCCCCACUGAAUCCAAACAAAAGCAAACCUUCCUCGGGAUGCUGCAUGGCCUUUGCUAAAGGAAUUCGAGGCUUGUGGGGUACAAAAUUGACUGAGAACUUGUCCAAUAACCCAGAGUUACACAUCAGGAGGACGUUGCGUGAACUAUUAGUUUACAUAGUUUUCCUCGUGGACAUUUGUUUGUUGACCUAUGGAAUGACCAGUUCAAAUGCCUAUUACUACACCAAGGUCAUGUCAAACCUUUUCCACUCUACGGCAGGAGAUACAGGGGUCACCUUUCAAACUAUCCACAGCAUGGCUGAUUUCUGGAGUUAUGCACAGGGCCCAUUGCUGAAUGGGCUAUACUGGACCAAGUGGUACAAUGGUGAUUCAUUUGAACAUGGUCCACAUUCAUUUAUUUACUAUGAGAAUAUACUUCUGGGCGUUCCCCGUAUCAGACAGAUCAAAGUUAUGAAUAAUUCCUGUGUGGUUCACAAGGACUUCCGAAAAGACAUCACUGGAUGCUAUGACGUCUACACAGCAGACAAUGAAAAGAAAUCUCCCAUCAAAAAUGCAACUGCGUGGAUUUAUUAUUCUGAGUCAGAACUUGGAGGUUCCUCACACUGGGGUAAACUAACUGUCUACAGUGGUGGUGGUUAUUAUCAAGAUCUCAAGACAAAUAUGGAUAAAAGUGCUGUAAUUCUACAAGAUCUGAAGGAUAGUCUGUGGCUGGACAGAGGCACUCGUGCAGUUUUCAUUGAUUUCUCUGUGUACAAUGCCAACAUUAAUCUCUUCUGUGUUAUAAGGCUUGUAGUAGAAUUUCCUGCAACUGGUGGUGCAAUACCUUCCUCGCAGUUCCGCACAGUGAAACUCAUUCGUUAUGUCAACAACUGGGAUUAUUUUAUCAUAGGUUGUGAAGUAAUCUUCUGUGUCUUUAUCCUUUACUACAUUGUGGAAGAGAUAUUGGAACUCAGAAUUCAUAAACUGCAAUAUGUCAAAUGCAUCUGGAAUUGCUUGGACCUGGUGGUAAUUUUGCUGUCCCUGCUUUCCAUAGGUUUCCAUAUUUUCCGCACUAUUAAGGUGAACAUACUGAUGGGAGCGCUGCUGACAGAUCCUGAAUCCUACGCUGACUUUGAGUUUUUGGCUUUUUGGCAGACCCAAUACAAUAACAUGAAUGCUGUCAACUUGUUUUUUGCUUGGAUCAAGAUCUUCAAAUAUAUUAGUUUCAAUAAGACAAUGACCCAGUUAUCCUCAACCCUGGCAAGAUGCGCUAAAGACAUUCUUGGGUUUGCAAUUAUGUUCUUCAUUGUUUUCUUCGCCUAUGCCCAGCUGGGAUAUCUUCUGUUUGGAACCCAAGUGGCAAAUUUCAGCACUUUCCUCAAAUGCAUCUUCACUCAGUUUCGAAUAAUCCUUGGUGACUUCAACUUUGAUGACAUAGACAAUGCCAACAGAAUCUUGGGUCCAAUUUAUUUUGUCACCUACGUUUUCUUUGUCUUCUUCGUUCUGCUUAAUAUGUUCCUGGCCAUUAUAAAUGAUACAUACUCGGAGGUGAAAGCAGAUCUCUCAAUUCAGAAGAGUGAACUCCAGAUUACAGACAUCAUUAAACAGGGUUAUAAUAAAGCUUUGAUGAAAAUGAAGCUGAAAAAGGAGCGAAUUUCUGAUGUGCAGAAAACUCUUCAGAAUGGAUCCAAAAAGCUGGGUUUUGAGGAUUUCAGGAGCAAUCUAAAGGAUUUGGGUCACUCUGACCAAGAGAUCAAAGAUACUUUCUCAAAAUUUGACUCUGAUGAUAAUAAGGUACUGGAUGAGGAAGAGCAGAUGAGGAUGAGGAACGAAUUAGAAGAAAAGAAGAUUGCUCUAAAUGCUGAAAUAGAGAACCUGGGAAGGAAUUUUGGGUGUCCAGACAGCUCACAGACUUUUGAUUAUGUGAAAAACAACAGCAACGUCAAACUAAACAACAGUGUAACACACGAGGAGUUCCAGAUGUUGGGGCAUCGCGUUGUUCAGCUGGAACAUUCAAUUAGUAACAUUGUGUCCAAAAUUGAUGGAAUCACUGUUAAACUUGAGAUAAUGGAAAAAAGCAAACACACGAUGGAAAAGCUGUUCAAUAUUCUUCAAAAGGAGAAGACGGCCCAUAACAACAUAGAAAGGUUGCGGACAGGUGGAGGCCCCGCCCAUAUUGACGAGGGAUGA